UUUACUUUAGAAGAAAUGUGCAAAUGUAAAUAUUUUGUUUUCAAGGAAAUUAACUACAACAGCGCUGCGCUGUUUCUAGACACCAGCUACAUUGUACCAACUUCAACAGGACUUCCGAUCAGUUUAAGUGCUGUGGGUACAGCUGCAGUCAACUUACAAAUGUCAGGGUCCAUCAAAGCGGGUGACUUUUUGAAGACACACGAGCUGGAUGUUGAGGGCAAAAUACGACCAAGUGUUGCUAUAGAUGUUGUUGGAACAAUGGGUGUUGAUGCCUAUUACGCAAGUACCGGAAUCAAACUACGAACUAAUAUGUAUUCUUCAUCAGCUGUGGAGGGUCAGCUAAAAGUUCGAGGCACCAAACUUGUGAGCCUGAAUUUCAAUCUUCCGAAGGAUAAAAUUGAAAUAAUCAACGCAAGGUAAAUAACUUAGUAAAGUUUUAA
Molecule: messenger RNA, 440 nt
Organism: Zootermopsis nevadensis
Lineage: Eukaryota; Metazoa; Arthropoda; Insecta; Blattodea; Termopsidae
Source: RefSeq, a predicted model, not a curated record